AUGCACAAUGCGCUUCACAAGUUUGGAACAGUGGAGUCCAGUAUGUCUACCAAUUGCCCUAGCACUCCUGGCCCUGAGCCCAGUGGGGGCAAGUCGACUCUAAACGGUUAGUCGGCUGCCUGCGGACAAAUGCUAAAUUUUCAGCCAGUUGAACGUAUAGUACGCCUAGGGAGUAGCACAUCAACGGGCCGCAGCGGGUCCACUGGAUCUUCACGUAUAAGUAAAUUCUGAAAUUAUGUCCGCAAUUCCCGAUUUUGUUUAAUGCAUUUAAAGUGCUGCUAUCUAAAUAGAUGUAGUCAGCUUGAAGCCCAAUUCUUAUUUGACUACCCAAGGCGAAAAUUGUCGGCUUUGUGUGAAAAUUCAAAUAUUUGCAUUCGAACCCAUGCGAGGACUUCUCCGGGAAUCAUCUCAUCCAGCUGCAUAAGGCGGCAACAGAAAAUAGUUGGUACAUGCCUAAACGUUGCCUAGUCUCUAUGUGGAAAAUUCAGGAGAAAAAUAUUUACAUAACUGUACGACACCGAUGAUGUGACACUCGGAAACGUGUGGAUUUCAGUUGAAGUCGAUAGUACAUAGCCUGAAAGUCACCUGUGAAAGUUGGAAAGGAUUUAAACGUUUAGCGUUCGGGGGAUUUAUCAUGAGUUUCUUCGUUAAGUGCAGACAACGAUGUGGAAAAUGUUUGCUGUUCUCAAUUGUACACCAACACUGUGAACGCAAAUUUGCGAAGUUUCUUUUUUUUAAAGUGACCACUUUGAAACACUAAAGCCGAACUCAUUCAUUGUGAUGGAGUUUUCUAGCUUUCUGACACAGGUCAUUUUGAUUUUGUGACGAAAGAGCAGUUCAUUUGUGACUGAAGGAAGGGAAUCCUCCGCGUUUUAGCAGCAAUCGACAUCAAAUUUCGAACCAAACAUGAGUGGAUCGUCGAUGUAGGUGAAGUAUUUUGAAUCGCCUUGCAGGCUUGUCAUAACAGGUCAGCCACAUAACACACAUUCUCCCGAAAUACCCUUAUAAUCCAUGAAGAGCUUUUGCAUAGUGUCAGAGUUGCGAAAAUUCUCAUGGCAAAAAAUUAAGAUAACCAGUUGGCGGGUGUACGUUUGCUUUCGAUAGGAAUGGGAUAGAAGUAAAACCAUGCCAGUGAUUAGAGAAAUCAGUUAGUGUUCGUCGUAAAACACAGGUGUUAUUCUCACACCCCGCCUAUAUUUUAGGACAAACUCUAAUUGAUUUCUUCAGUCACUGGCAUGUUUUUGUUUCUACCCCGUUCCCAUAAGGCGUACUGGCCUGAGAAUAAUUUAGCGAAAACAAACGUAUAGUAGCCAGUUAUUCUUCUGAAUUUUUUUUGAAAUGUUGACGUUCAUCUGGGAAACGCUUUAUCUAGCCUAAACCAUCACACUGAAAAUUUAAAUUCUAGCAGCUUGCCUAUGGGUAAAGCUAAUCCAGCAAAAUUUUCAGCACAAGGUCGGAGUGUGUGCGUUCGCAGAUAUCACAAAAAACUGUUGUCGCAAAAUACGGACCAAUUCAGCGUCAUCUUAAUGUUCUACAUAUCGUUGACCUUAGGAACACAAUUCAUCUAAGCCAUUUAUGUUUGAGGGAGUGGGUCAUCGUGCCAGGCCUAAUCUCCCGCGCUUAGCGCCAACUUUCCCAAAGGCCUCUGUUUGAAACUUCGAGAGUAGAAAUCAGAAGCGGGGCUUAUAAAAGAAUUAAAAAUGUUGAAAUCUCGGGGAAACGUUUUCUUCAAAUGAACAAAAGCACAGUACAAGUAUCAAUUUUUCAUUUCUACCAAGUCCAUUUUGAGGAUGAGAAUGCACAACCUUCAAACUUGGAAGGCAUUCCCAGGAGUCUGCACGUAUCCCCUUGUUUAACUAGCUACCUAGUUAGUUAUUAUCUAUGCAUGAUCAAGUAAGUAUGUUGUCUUGUAAAAGUCUGAGACAGAAGCCACAACUGAGGAACUGAGAAAACAGAUGUUUACUUAGGGGUGUUUGCAGUGCACAUAAAAUUAUGUCAUGUUUUUGUAUUAUCCCUGUCUUAACUGAGAUAUUGCUAUUGUGUGUCAAUAUUGUGGAUUAUUUGCGAGAAUUCGUAUCUUUGUUGCGCAUCGAAUUUUAACCCCUAAUUACUGUAUUGGUGUGUGCUACUAGAUUUCAGAAUUGGUUAGGAAUAUAGGCACUUGUACACUAUAAAGGAGCCACUAGUGAGGUCAACACUUAGUGUUAGUGUUUUGCUUUCAAUAUUUGUAAUUAGUACAUACAGGUUGACAUCUUGAUCACAGAAUUUGUUCAGAACAGGUCAGAGAAUAAAUUUAUAAUAUUUUAAGUUGCAAGCUACUUUAUACACGUCCAUAAAACGUAAAUUUCAGAUGAAUCUACAGGGAAAGAUUCCGUGAGACGUUAUCGAACGCAACCAGAGGUCUGUUCGCAACACAUAAGUGUAUUUUGACCGCAAUUUGACUUUUAGAAUAACGAAAAUGAAUCAAUCGCAAGUGCGCAUAUGUAAGGCCCAAGUUUGUGUUACUUAUGAUAUGUAAUUUGAGCAAAGUGACAGUACAUUUGCCUUUUGUAGAAAGGGCCACUGAAAAACCAUAUCUGGCUGCCUAUAUGCGUUGUUUGGCAACGCUUCUGAAUAGCAAUGGCUCAUAUUUACCGAGAAAUUUUAUGUAUCAACCAAAGGAUCGCUUUCCUCAAAAGUGUCUUUUCCUUAAAAUAUCUUCAUCGUUAUAGUUGACCUAACUGUUAAUUGUAUACAAAGGAUACGUAUAAUUGAACUUGAUUGGAUCCCAUUUAGGAAAGGUAGAAAUAAGCGAGAUAAUUGUCGUGGUGCUUUCGAUAUUUUACCGUUUCUAACUGAGUUGUGUUCCAAAUAUCCCAGCUCAAGUAGCAAAACACGAAUUUUUAUGGCCAUUGUCCUAUAUGUGAGUCACGUUAUGGCGCGCUUUAAAAUCCAAACAGCACUUUGGAGCAGCAGUUUGAAGUAAGGACAGAAAACCUGAAGUUGGCGUCAGAAAACUGUGUCGUCCGAUAUUAUAGCCGCCUUUGGACAUGGUUAAAAGCGUUUUUGCAUUAUGGCGAUUAUGGUUCUUUGUCAGUCAUAAAUGGUAAACAACAGGAUUUUAGCCGAGUAAGAAAAACCGGAGAUUAACAAAUACAUAGUAACGCACUAGAAAACAGUGGAUGAAACAUUAAAUUAGAAAAAAAUAAGCGGCACUUAUAAAAAAUGUUCGCGUUCUUGAUAUACUGACGGGACUGCAUUAAUUUUCCACCUAACCUAAAUGCUAGUCUUACAUCUGAAGUUAAAAGAACGACUUAUUUUGAACAUGGGCACAGGUCAAUUAAUCUACUCAUUUUAAUUUCUCGGACAAGACAUAGGGGUACUGACUCCUUCCCAUGAAAUCUCCAAAAAUGACAGAUUUAAAAUAACCAUGUGCUAUGGGAUGCGGGGAGAUAACACUUGCGAGUAAAUGCAUUAGGGACUAUUUUCCCCUCACUGCUAGAAUAAUGCCGAUACAGGUGAGACGAUGAAUUUUGAUCUCACGUGAACUUGCAGGCGUCGGAUUGUAUUUGUGGAUAACUGUCCCUGUGUCAUUAGAUCACACAAGCAGAUAACUUUUGGUGCCGUACGCGCACAAGUGUAAAAUGCAGAAACAAGAUUUCGGCACACACCAUAAAAAAUACUGAUUUUACACUGAUCAAAGAACUGUGUUAUUUAAUUUGUGAAGUCGUCAAAGGACAAACUUUAAUCUAGCCAUUAAUCCUCCGCAGCUCGCGUACAACCAUCGCAUUCAUUUCCUCUAACGGUGGCUAUUGCAGGCAGUUGGAAAAUUCACAUAAAUAUUGUUGGUUUUCUAAGAGAGUUCUGUCUCUGGCAUACUUUAGUACCAUUAACAGUGAUGAGCUACAAAAAGACGAAUUCUAAGUACCAACUGCCCUGAUAUUCUCUCUUUUCUAUAAGAUUCGAAGAAAGCUUAGCUUACGUAAUCUCAUUUAGAAUCAAAGAGAACAAGUCACAGUUUGCCAUGCUAAACCCGGCCAAUACCUGAGGUAUCUGGAAAUUAAUCUUGCAAAUAUUAGUAGAUAUGUGAACCUAUAACUACCUUAUUUGUCAGGCUUCCAAUGCACAUCUGUCCUCUGAAUACGCCCCUAUUCUAGUGCCUUCAUAUCUUGGAAUAACAAUGCUGCUCCUUACAAGGAUGGUAAAACUUGGAACUCCUUUAUAUAUUUUUUACGUUAAUGUGUCUUAGCCACCCUAUUACAUUCUCUCUAAAGUAACUUUUGACAAGAUUAAUUAUACGCAAUUAUAAGCAAGCGUAAUUAACUUGGUGACUGGUGAAGUAUUACGGGCUUGACACCGCUGAACACUCUGCUCCGAAACCUGUCUUUGACUUAUGUGUUUUCUUUGUUCUCAUGGAUCUUGUUUUCUGUCAAGAAAGGUCUAUUACAAAAAACUAAGUUGACUGUGGAAAGAUUGGUUUUGAAAUCGCCAAUAAAGACGAUCAGCUAUCCACUGGUUCAACCACACUUUACGAACCAUAACUUAUUAAGUACUUGUCCGAAAUAUUUUGAAAGUAGGUCUUAAAUUUACUACUUUCCAGGUAGUCAUUUUAUUACUUAAGCUCGAAGCGCAAGCAACGUCAGAACAUUUCAAUGACUUCUAUUAUUAUGCUUACAGUUGGGAACCUGUCAGGAAUUCAAUAACAAUCACAGGCAUAUCUUACAAUUAUUAGAUAUCUAGCAGUAUUUGUACAAAUGCAUGCACAAUAAGGUUCUGCACCGAAGUAUCAGAGUAUACUGGGGGGAGGGGGGGGGGGUGAAAGUCGACCUUUUCAUCGCUAGUGUGUCGUAAUGCGAAAAUCUCAAGCCCAUCAAUCCGGCGUAUCUGCAGGUCAGGUAACAACGCCCAGGGAGCAGGACUAUUACUCUGGGUGCAGAUAGCCCAACUCACAACCGACGGUUCACUGGUUAGGUCGUGCGAAUUGUGGUUCCCUGACCCUCAGUUAAUCCACAAGCGCAGUCAGCUCUCCUUUCCUAUUUAUGGCACGGACUCUGUGGGACAGGGUUAUUAGCCCACUAGUAAGCUCGCGAGCUAUCGAUGCUUAAAAGUUCAGUUAUAAUAAGCCAAAUUUCCGAGUUAUUGAUGGGCCUAUCAACAUCAUCGCCGACUAAAUUGAGAUCAUUGACAAUUAAGCCAUUACUAUAUCAAGUACGAAUAUCUGUAAUUAAUACAGUAGAUCUCCGAUAAAUUAAUAAUCACCUCCCAUAAAUACUGCAUAAAACGUUCGCCAACGUUUAUUUUCUGUUUCUUAUUAUCUGUCGAGGGUUUCGAGGGAAGCCGAAACGUCAGGCAAGCAAACUCAUUUUAUGCUCCAUUCCCCAAAUUUUUCCAUUGAUACUUAGAAUCGCUGAAGCAGUGCGCACAACCUGCGCCAACAUCGGAGGUGGUUUGGAGUAAUUCAACGAUCGCGAUCUUGUUAGGGGCGGGUUGGUUUGACAUAUUGUCUAUUUAAAGUUAACUCAUGUCUGGUAGGACUUGUAAAGGCCGCCUCACGCGCCGACCUGUAAUCUAUCACGCAAAGUUAUAGACGCUGGGACCAUCCGGGAUUGUUUGUUUCGUCCCGCGUAAAAGAGACAUGUGGAGAAAAGUCCUCUUAUAUCCAUAGAAGCGCUGCCGAGUGCGAAUUAUUUCAAAUCACGGAAACGGUCGAGCACGAUUUGACUCACGUAUUCCUGCGAAUGUUUGCUCUUGCAUGAAGGUUAACGCACUGACCAAUGCCCUGGGAUUCACCUCAUCCAUCCAAUGACACAAAUUUAAUGGCUUAGCAGAGUUUUGUUUGAUCGAAUCCGCCCUUCUUUUAUUCUCAGUAUAGUUGUCCAGAACGUUGCAUGUUAUCUGUUCUUUCCAAUGGCUCGCUUUCUUCAAUUUGACUCCUACCUAACGUUGGUCAUAAUUCUCCCUUUCCUUCAGUUGCAUGCACAGAGUGGCACCUUGAGCGUAGACUGUUUAUCUGUCAUUCUGCAGCGCGGAAAUCAUAGUUCUUGUGGUAGUUUUUUCGAAUAACGUCAUGCUAACGAUUCGCGGAACAAAUAGUAAACUCCCAACAUUCUGGAACCUCUUAUUUCCCAAACAUAAUCUCAGAACAUCAACUGACAUUGAAAUAAGAUGCAUUUUUUUUAGAUUGCGCAUAAGUGGCCAUAGCGUAGUUUGUUUUGCCGAAAACGUAUUUCAAUUUGUCUAACAAAAAGGUUCCUUAUAACGAUAACACAUAUGUGGAAUACGCUUUUGAUCGCGAACGAUCGAUUACUGACAUUAGUAUUCCUUGCGAUUAAACUGAGCUGAAGGCUGUGAGGUCGUGCAUUUUGCGACAGAAAGCGAAAUAUAAAGUUGCGAAAAUUCCCAUUGUAAAAUUCAAAAGGCAAUUUGGCGAGCAUAAGUCUGAUUUCGAUUAAUUCCCGUCAGGUCUGUACAUUUAUAUGGCUAUUGAAGUAAUGAAUUAAAAGAUACGGGCAGGUAGAGAAUUAAGCUGUAGCUCAGGUUUGCGAAGGGAAGGGGAGGGGAAGAGUGAAACACCACAAUUCCAGUGAGCGCCAGGGAAAAGGUUGAUCCCGACAAAGGUAAUUACAUGCAGGUGGCUGGUUUGGUGGCUUUGAACCAUGGCAACUGUGGAACCUGUAUGAAGUUCUUCUGCGCGCAUAGGACCGGUCAGCGUAGCCUGGUGCAGCCGCCUUUGCCGUAGCCAACAAGGGCUGCCCAAGUAGUUUUGGAUAGUUUUAUGGGACCUUGUAAUUCACUCUGAAGGCCUCUCUGGCGUCUACACGGUCGUCUGUGUCUACCAUGUGCGCGAUGAUCGAGCUAUUGAUGUUCUUUACUUGACCCUUUUUAAACCAUGCUGGAAGCUGUCCUUUUAUUCUUUUGGAUAAACGCCGGCUCGUGCGAACAAUAUAUUCUGCCCCACAGGAGUAGGUGAAGAAGUAAAUAAGCAUAGAGCUGGAUUGAGCUGGUAGUUUGUCCUUGUCCUCUCCGUAUAGGAUGGGACUGGUGGAGAACAGUACACGCGUGUCAGCUGCUGGAAAGGUCUCUGACACAGCUUGAGUUAGGAAUCUUCUUAAAAGUUCACUUAGUGCAUCCCCUUGAAAUGGGACCCUGAUGAAAAGCCUUUUGUUUCCUGUCUUCAGUGUCGGUGGCUUUUGUGGUCUUUCGGCCAUGUCCUUAGCAAUGAAUCGAUCAGGAUGGCCGUUCUGGCGGAAAAGGCUUUCGAUUAUUUUAAGCUCCUUGUUGACGCUAUCAGCUGAGCAGAUUCUUCUCACUCUUUCUGUCAAACAGCGGAAUAAAUUACGGUUAACGUUUAGCGGUACGAAACUCCCAAAAUGGGUGUAUUGUCCGGACCAAGUUUUCUUACGAUAGACGCUACGUUCAAUGCUGCCGUCAGGCCUUCUACUCAAUAGCACAUCCAGGAAGGGAAGUGAACCAGACUGUUCUUCUUCCAGAGUGAAUUUUAUUGAUGGGUACGCCUGAUUUUUGUCAUCCGGUAGAAUUAAGAUGUUACUUUGUUUCUGUGCAAUUGCGAAGAUAUCAUCCACGUACGGCCCAUAGUAUCUUAAACUGUUUAUCAGGGGAUGUAGCUGGAAAGCUUCUGACUUUCCAAGUAAUAUAUUCGCCAAAAGGGGGCCAAGGAGCGAGCCCAUAGGUACGCUCUCCAUCUGCUUAUAUAGAUUUUUGUCUAAUAGGAACUGCACGUUCAAGGUACACCUUUAUAACAAUUCCUUGAGGGCAUUCACUGGCAUUCCUAUAUCAUGUUGAUUCUCGGUAAUGAAAUUGCAAAGGUAGUUGACCGUUUCCGUUAUCGGUACGUUCGUGAAAAGGGAUGAGACAUCCAACGAAAACAUGACCAUUUCGCUCAGAUCGAGAUCUUUCACGCCGUUAAUGGAUUCAAAGGUAUCUCUAUAUCUAUGUGGCGCUAGUUGAUACCUCAGAGGUUUAGGUUUCUCAGCCAGCCAUUCCGCUAUUGCAUGGUGCGGCAAGCUCCUCAUAUGGAGGAUUAGACGAACCGGUGCGCCAUCUUUAUGGAUCUUCGGCAAACACUAUAAUCUAGAUAUCUGCGUACCGACGGGUUGGAGGCGCUCUAGGUCGUGUUCGCUUAUGCAACCAUCCGCCUGAAGUCUUUUCAAGCAGUCAGUGAGUUGCGCUUCAAUCUCAUCUGUACGGUCCUUCUCCAUCUCCGUCUUUCUGAACUUUUCCUGAUCCGACAGAACUGACCGUAUUUCUGUAAUAUAGUUUACCCUGUCUAUCAAAACAACUCCAGUUCCUUGAUUUGGCCUAGUUAUCAGAACGUCUUUGUUCUGCCGGAGUUGCUUUAACUUCUCAAUGCGUGACUUCGUCAGCAAGCCCCGAUAUUUCUGACGACUGUUCAGGUAUUGAUAAGAGCAAUUGAUUAACGUAGACCUAAGAUGUUGUACGCUCGCUGUCGAAACUGACUGAAGGUCAUGUGUUCGAUUCAAGAGGUUCUCGAAUUGCGUUUCUAACUCCAGCUGGAUGGGUUCCUGGCGAGGACAGCAAAACUUAGGACCAAGCGAUAAGGCUUCACUCGAUGUUUUAUCGAGAGAUAUGGACGAAUAAUUGUGCACGUACCGACUUGGAUCUUCGGGAAUCUUAGAUUGUGAAUUGCCCUCAUGAAUACUCCGACGAAGUGAAGCCCUCUUGAUUUAUCCACGCCUGUCCGAAACGGAUUGUACAUAAUUCUCGAAUUUCUGUCGCUUAUCUUCGCCAAGUUGAUUGAGUAUGGCUGCCCCUUGACACACUUGACGACGCAGCUCUUCCACCUUUACACGCGUGCUAUGUAGUUCCUUUUCGGCGUAUCCUUUCAAGGCAUCAAAAUAUAAGGUCACCGAUAAAUUUCACCCACUUUGACUGGACGCCUUAACAAACGUUAACUCUGUCUUGGACGGCAAUAAGGGGCAUUUUGUAAGGAGAUUUAUUAGAAAACUUAGUUUUCUAAAUUAUUUUAAGGAGGGACGUGCGUAUAUUGAUUUGUGUACGGAGUCAUUUCCGUUUGAAGUUUUUAACUAAUAGUUUCCUUCAGUGAAUUAAAAGUGCAGUAAUGGAACUCAGGUAGUCCUAGACCGAAAAUGGAGUCGUAAAACCGAGCACCAAAUCAUGUUAAGGAAUACCCGGUAGUUCUUCCUUCGCAAAAAGUGCCCAUUCAAAAUAAUAGAUCCCUGUUUUUUUAUCAAGUUGGACAAUGGAUCGUUUCUUCAUUGAAACUUAAAGGAGACUUUCGACCGAAGAGCUUCUCAGAGCACAAAGCGUUAUCAGUAUGACGAGCUUCACACAAGCCUAUAAAAACUCGAACUGCUAGAAGCGCAUGUGAGGCAGAAGCGACAAGGAGAGGAGAUCCGAGCGACCGUAAGUUAAAUUAUCGGCCUCCACGGUAGCAACAAGCCUUUGGAGGUCCAGGGUAGGCUGACACGAACCCUACGGUGUUUAACGGCGUUUCUGACUGCACUGGCAAAUAGCUGAUCAGCGGCCAUCUGUCUCAGGCUAGAGGAUAGUUGUCGCCCCACCCUCUGACAAGAUUCUGUGCCUGCGACCGACGUCAAAGGCAAGGGUGUAGGCGGAAGGUUGUAGGCGGCUUUCGCUCUUCGUGCAAUUAUCGUCCACGUUUAUACUGGCGGUAAUGACCACACCCCCCCUCUCCGCCUUGGUAGUGCCAUCGCUCUGUGUCGUCUGCCCCGGCCUCCGUGACCCCGUUAGUUGAGGGUGCGCCUGUAAGGUCGCGUUCGCCGCGGGGAGGAUCAGAUGGUGUUCGGUGCAAAGAGCCAGUUUUGGGGUGUGUAAAAGACUCGGGAUCCAAAGAAGGAGAACGAAGUUGAAAAUGUCAUCAAAAGCUACGCCUUGGACUUCGAGUAAAGCAUGUUGGUCAUGAGUCGCCAGAUUCAGCCCAAAAAGCUCUAUUAAGCUUUGGGCUAAAUUCUGUUCUAUUCAGAGGAUUCAUCGCACAAUUUCUAUACUUGUCAGUCUACUAUUAGCAUGUUUUGCAAAUUGUGAGUACCUUAUUUAUACUCUCAACGUGGCCGGACACCUGUUUUGCCAGCUUUUGUGUGAUAUCACUCGGUCGUCAUAAGUGGGUCUCCUAAUGCCUUCCAAGUACUCUCAUUUUCAUACUCCCGUUUUCAAGAGGAAAUUUGCAAUUACGUCCGGAAGUAGUCUGCAUACUCCAAGUGAGCAAGUAAAAACGCGAAGUGUUGAAUUCGUCACGGAAUAGAACUACAAUUACAGAGUUUAUCAUCAGAAACAAAGCAGUUCCUAAUACUGACACUUCAGGGUCUAGCAAUAUCUGUAACAAAUUUUGUCAGGUCGAUUUGAAUUCGGCGUAAGCGAAACCAUUGCCUUCAGUUUUGGCGACGAAUUGUAAAUAUUGCAGUGUCCUAUCUCGUUGUAGUAUCCAUAACUCACGAGUGUAGGACCACUGUUUCCACAGAAGCACCGUUAUUUUGCUGAGUCUGACCCGUUUCUUCCAUGUAAUAAAGCAAGAGGUACUCGACUAGAGGGGGGGGGUGGCGGCAUGUCGGUUAUCGAACCAUUUGGUCUAAAACUCGGUGUCCGCGAUGAACCCUGAAGUUAUUGCGGCACCUCUUCCGAGAACCUUCGCACUGCCGAAAUCGGUGUUGUUUCCACUCAUCAUAUAAAAACAUCGGGAAAGUUAAACCAUUGCGAUUUUGCCUUCUUAUAUUUCUACAGUCGUUUUAGAGCCCCCGCCUGCGCAGUUUAUCCGAAGACAACGGUUAAGUUCUCCCAAUAAUCUGGAAGUAUCAAAGCUGUAGCAAACGGCGGCGUAGUCACUCGCAUUCCCAAACGCGUAAGCAGCCAUUGCGAGGCCCUUUCACACCAGGGGAGCCCUGCCCAGCUUACUUUCAGUAGCACGCGAACGGCAACUUUUAUGGAAAUGUGAGGUUUUUUGUGAAUUCCUCAUUCUCCGCAUAUUGGGAAGAUACCGGAAAUACUACUGUUUGUAAACUCGUGCGUGGGCCGUAGCGCGCUGGGUUGCCUUCUCUCUGCACCCACCUCUGUCGUAGACCGAAUACUGGGAUAAACAAGGUUCAGAGGUGUGAGGUUAUCGAGCACAGAAUGGAGAAUUUGGUUGAGCAAAAGUCUGCGACUAAGGCACGAAUCUAUCGUCAGUUAUUAAAGCGAAGAAAUCUGCGGAGUUCCAUCUGAUGCACUUUUAAUAGGACACAAUUUUCAGUUUAGCUGCAUGACUGAUAAAUGUCCCAACCACCAAUAAAUUAUCACGCUGCAUAUCUACUAGUGUUGAGAACACUAUAAUUAGUGACUUGGGCGUGGCCCUUUAGAAAACGAUCCGUCCAGUUGAGAAAAGGCGAUGUUUUAUUAGGUGUUCAUGGAAUGCAGGCUCUUUAAUUUUUUUACUUAGAGGAUUCUGUGCCGCUCUAGGUUAUUUAGCACGUUUUCAUCAGCCCUCUGAUAUCCAGCGUUUUAAAGGUCUUAAUAAAGUGGUUCUCAUUUGAAAACAGGAUAAUGAUAUCACUGUCUGCGCAUAAAGUCUCAAGUACUUAGCAACGGUGUUCCGUAAUGGUUUCUCCGCUGGGUUGUUCGUAAUCUAAACAGUAAGGCCAUUGGACUGUCGUAGAAUGCUCGGUCUCAGAGCUUUCAGCAUGAUCUAACGAGGAAUUCGGAGAGGAUAUAAAUUCUGCAAACCAUUAGUAAAAACAUCUUGGUGACCCCUCCUGACUUUCCAGUUACUCGCUUUGGCACUCUCAGUUUAAGAUAAUAAAGAAAGUUGUAAAAUAUCGCCAAACGUUGGCUGUCCACUGUCAAGGUUCAUAGAUGGUAGGCCGGCAAAUUCAAAACGAGUUGGCGGCGACCAAAAGGUUAAUCACAUCAAAGUCAUCGUGAACUUACGUAGAAUGAAACUUAGUGUCAUUACUCUGGGUUAUGUUGAAAAAGAGUACUGAUAAUGUCUCCAAAAUCAAUAAACCAACUUUUUUAAUGCAGGCGGUUAGAAACGCUAGUACCUUUUGAGCAUCUGUCUCUUUUUCAUAUGUUAUAGUUGGAGAGCUGCAACACUAGCGAGCAUUCUUCGUGUCGUUUUUUCGUGUUUCGAAACUUAUUACGUGAAUGGCCAACAGGCGAGACCUAAUUGAGUCGCCAGCAGAACCCAUCAAACAUAUUAUCUCUCAGGGCUUUCCCUCCGGCCAAUCAUUUUAUCCGCUGGUCAGGCACCUGUCCACACAUAAAUAUUCCCUCAUUUAUCUGUUUGGUUUCCAAGAGCGCAAAAAGGCAGACGUUUGGUGUUAGCCUUCAAAAACGAUCAAAAGAAUACCUGACCGGACAGCCUCCAAGUUGAUAAUAAAAAGGGCCUUACAUCAUGGACAACAGUUAAUGCGUCAGUAACUGUAUGGCGUUUACUUGAGUCUUUUUAUUUCCGAAAAACCGAAAAUCAGCACCUCUGACCGAAAUAACUCAUAUCUUGUAAGCCAUGCUCAUUACGAAUGUGGUUUACCGAUAAGAUCCAGUUGACUCGUUAACAGUAUUGUCGGACCAAAGUUUCAUCUUCACGUCCAUAACUGCCGGCGUUUCUCUUUCAAAGAUAAGUGUAUAAGUGAGGAAGGAGAAGAAGAGGAGGAAGGAGGAGAAGAAGAAGAAGAAGAAGAAGAAGAAAAAGAAAAAGAAGAAUAAGAAGAAAAAGAAGAAGAAGAAGAAGAAGAAGAAGAAGAAGAAGAAGAAGAAGAAGAAGAAGAAGAAGAAGAAGAAGAAGAAGAAGAAGAAGAAGAAGAAGAAGAAGGGUGAUCGACCGCCAGAACACUGUUUGUUGUGCUGA
Messenger RNA from Spirometra erinaceieuropaei, 12817 nucleotides. Lineage: Eukaryota; Metazoa; Platyhelminthes; Cestoda; Diphyllobothriidea; Diphyllobothriidae. The record is from the annotation of a GenBank genome assembly.